UGGAGUUUCAAAACAGCCUGUGAUUGACAUUAGUUUGUCUUAAGACCAGACAAUAUGGUUCACUCCAUUCCCUCCUACGAUUCACCCGCAAACUGCUCUGACCACGGAGCUUAUCAUCAUUACUCUUCACAGCUCUCACAAUCAUCAUUCCCUUCUUCUGAUGGCUCUUUAGCAGAGAAUCCUGAUAAUUCCAAUCCCUGCUCGAUAGUGUGGAUGAAUUCAAGCUCAAGCAGCCCAGAGACCUUGGAGACAGCAUUCACUUUUCCUGACCCAUGGGCGCUCAGUACGACUCAGGUUUAUCCCCUCAGUGCUUCUACGUCGCCGCUGGAAGCUCCAAAAGAUGGAAGUCUUUAUCUAUUUUCGUACUGUGAUGAAAGGACGUCUCACACCAUGGCGCCCUACUCCAGACCGGACCAGGCAAAUACGCAGUUUGGAUGCUCUCGUGCGACUGAAAGUUCGUCAGACUGGAUUCAUGGAGUAGAAGGCCACGGUCGCAAUGGCCCUGAUUCUCAGAUCUACCUUACGCCUUCACCAGCAGCUGAACACUUUCCACAACAGUCUGAGACUAUGCAUACCACACCCUCUCCUGCAACAAGGUCAGCUACGUCUUCCAAUUCUCCACAGCAUAUCGAUCGUGAGAGAACAGAAGUUGAGCGAGAAAACGAGCGCAAUGAUGAAGAAAGGAAUUCAGGUCCAGACGACAGUGGCCCCACAGACCUUCCGUAUUCUCAUUUGAUCGCGGAAGCUCUCAAGACUGCACCUGAUAGAAAGCGUACCCUUCAAGAGAUCUACAGCUGGUUCGAGCAAAAUACAAGCAAGGGGAGAGACCAACGCUCAAAGGGAUGGCAGAACAGUAUCCGGCACAAUCUCUCAAUGAAUGCGGGGUUUGAAGCCGUGAGGGUAGAAUCUCCCAAUGGCAAAAAGGCCGUGAACUACUGGCGCCUCACGGACGAGGCCUACAGAAAAGGCAUCCAGUCGACUACCCGGUACAGGAAGCAAGCGAAUCAUAAGAGGCCUUUGGGCUCGGACCCGCCGGCUUCCCAGCGCCAACGAUCUGGGGCCAAAGGAGGGAAGGCGACCAAGAUUGCAGCCAAGUAUCGCGGCCAGAUGUUUUUGAUGACAGGAUGCCAGCAGGACGCUGCACAAAGGGAACGACUGUAUCUGCAUCCCGCCCCUCUGCAGCUGCAGCUGCAGCUACCGUCACAGAUGGUGAAUCGCCCUCCGUACCUUCGCGCAGCUACUUCUGUGGCGACAGUGUCACCAACCCGUGCGUCGGGUCCGGCCACGCUGAUGCAUCGACAGUCAGCGGAACAGUACAAUUUGGGUAGCGUCAUUGGCUGUACGGAGGCCCCCUCCCUGUACCCCUAUGUUCCAUGACAUGGCGGGGCCUAGCGAAGAGUAUUGUUUUGC
Messenger RNA from Aspergillus novofumigatus IBT 16806, 1410 nucleotides. Its product is annotated as forkhead box transcription factor. The coding region runs from base 55 to 1377 and encodes 440 amino acids. Gene Ontology annotation, molecular function: RNA polymerase II cis-regulatory region sequence-specific DNA binding; DNA-binding transcription factor activity, RNA polymerase II-specific. The transcript is spliced from 2 exons. The record is from RefSeq and is a predicted model, not a curated record. Gene Ontology annotation, cellular component: nucleus. NCBI's taxonomy places the organism in Eukaryota, Fungi, Ascomycota, Eurotiomycetes, Eurotiales, Aspergillaceae. Gene Ontology annotation, biological process: regulation of transcription by RNA polymerase II.